Molecule: messenger RNA, 2928 nt
Organism: Pseudozyma flocculosa PF-1
Lineage: Eukaryota; Fungi; Basidiomycota; Ustilaginomycetes; Ustilaginales; Ustilaginaceae
Exons: 2
Coding region: 1-2928 (975 amino acids)
Biological process (GO): transcription elongation by RNA polymerase II; regulation of transcription by RNA polymerase II; regulation of DNA-templated transcription elongation
Cellular component (GO): DSIF complex
Molecular function (GO): mRNA binding
Source: RefSeq, a predicted model, not a curated record
AUGGAGGACGGAUACAGCAACGGCGCAAAGCGCUCCGCUUCCCCCGCCGCCGACGACGAGCACGCCUACGACCAGCAGACCCGUCUCGAUCGUUCCUCGUCGUCCUCUCCUCAGUCAAGAAAGGACAAGCGUCGCGCAGAGCAGGAUGACGAAGACGACGAGGACGACGAGGAAGAUGACGAGGAUGACGAGGAAGACGACGACGAUGACGACGACGACGACGACGAGGAUGAGGACGAAGACGGCGAGGACGUAAGGGGAAAGAGGAGGCGCGCCAAGAAGCAGAAGCGAAACCGCUUCCUCGAUGUCGAGGCAGAAGUCGAUGACGACGAAGAGGACCUGGACGAGGAGGAGGAGGAGCUGGCGCGAGAAGACGGCUUCAUCGAGGAGGACAUCGCCGACGACACCGAGGACGUCCGGCGGCGCGCCGCUGCCGACAACCAGAGGCUCGAUCGCUUCCGGCGCGAGGAGGAGGACACCAACGCAGAGGCGCUCGCCGAGGAGCUGCGGCAGAGGUACGGCCGCUCGGCGCGCUAUGCCGCCCAGUCCGACUACGCCGAGGUGCCGCAGCGCCUGCUGAUGCCCUCGGUCGAGGACCCUAACCUCUGGGGCGUGCCCUGCAAGCCGGGAAGGGAGCGCGACAUUGUCAUGACGCUCGUCCGCAAGGCCAUGGCCGAGAGCGUCACCAGCAAGCCGAUGCGCAUCAUCUCGGCCUUUUGCCGUGACACGAUCCCCGGCAAGAUCUACGUCGAGGCGAGGCGCGCCGACGACAUCAUCACGGCCUGCAGCGGCCUCGCCGGCGUAUACGCCCGGCAGACGACGGCGCUCUACCUGAUCCCAAUCUCGGAGAUGGCUGAUCUGCUCAAGCUGCAGAAGGUCACGCAAGAGAUCCAGGUCGGCGGCUGGGUCCGCAUCAAGCGCGGCAAGUACGCUGGCGACCUGGCCCAGGUCCUCGACGUGUCCGAGAACGGCGAAGAGGUCGGUCUCAAAUUCAUCCCGCGUAUCGACCUGAAUCCCAAGGACAGCGGCGUCUUCACCGACAGCGCCGGCCGCAAGCGCAAGAAGGGGGCCGGCGCCGGCUCUACGGCCAUCAACUUCCGUCCGCCGCAGAAGUUCUUCAACCCAGAAGAGGUCCAGAAGGCCUACCCCAAGGAGACGCCCAGCAAGCGCGGCAGCUUCUGGGUCUUUCAGAACGACAGCUUCCGCGACGGCUACCUCGAAAAGGACAUGCGUGUGACGGGCAUCAUCACCGAGAACGUUAACCCGACGCUCGAGGAGAUCACGCGCUUCGCCGGCGAGUCGGCCGAGGACGGCGCCUACAAGGCGGGCGGCGUCGACCUCAGCCUCAUCGCCGACGCCGCCAAAAAGGCGUCCGAGGUGCUGCUGCAGCCGGGCGACCACGUCGAGGUAUUUGAAGGCGAGCAGGCGGGCGUGUUCGGCGUGGUCGAAGCCGUCAGCAGCGAGGUCGUCACGAUCAAGAUGGAGCACGAGGACCUCAUCGGGCAGAAGGUCGAGGUGCCGGCGCGCAGCGUGCGCAAGAAGUUCAGCCCGGGUGAUCACAUCAAGGUCAUGACGGGCAAGCACGCCGACGAGACCGGCCUGGUCGUCAAGGUCGAGGACAACAUCACCACGUUCCUCUCCGACCUGUCGCUCCAGGAAGUCUCGGUGUUUUCCAAGGACAUCCGCGAGGCCGCCGAGGUCGGCUCCGGAGUCAACGUCAUCGGUGGCUACGAGCUGCACGACCUGGUUCAGCUUGACGCCCAGACGGUCGGCGUCAUCUUCAAGAUCGAGCGCGAGAGCUUCAAGGUGCUCGACCAGACCGGCCAGGUGGUCAGCGUCAAGCCACACCAGAUCAGCUCCAAGAAGGACACGACGCGCGCCUUUGCGCUCGACCACGACGGCAACGAGAUCCGCGCAGGAGACAUGGUCAAGGAAGUGGCCGGCCCCUUUUCCCAGAUGCGAACGGGCCAGGUGCUCCACGUCUACCAGUCGAUGAUCGCCUUUAUGCACAACCGCGACUACAGCGAGAAUGGCGGAAUCUUUAUCGCGCGAGCCCGGACGCUCGAGCCGCUGGCGCCCAAGAGCGUCUCGGCCAAGGCCAAGGACUCGCGGGACCUGUCGAAGCUCAACCCGGCGCUGGCCAGCAUGACGGGCCCGUCGGCGGGCGCCAACGCGGUCCGCGUCGAGGGCGUGCGGCGCCAGAUCGGCCGCGACGUCUACCAGGGCAAGCACGUCGCCGUCAUCAAGGGGCCGUACAAGACCUUCCGCGGCAUCAUCAAAGAGACCAACGGCAACAUGGCGAGGAUCGAGCUGCAGUCGGUGCCCAAGCCCGUCACCAUCAGCCUCGACUUCCUCGUAGAGAAGGACCCGAUCACGGGCCGGAGCAGCCGCCUCGGUGGGUCCGGGCCAGGAGGCGGGGCCGGCAGCGGAGGCUUCUCGCAGAUUCCCAACCGCGGCGGCUACAACGCGAUGGGGUCCGGCAUGGGCAACAUGUCGCACAACCCUUACUCGUCGGGACCAUCGAUGGUCGGCCCAUCUGCGGCAGGAGGCUACAACCCGUACGGCGGAAGCCAGCCCGUGGCUGCCGGGUACGGUGCAUCGCCCAGUAGCAUGGGCGGUGGUGGCGGCGGUGGAAGCUGGGGCGGCAGCUACCCGUCUUCGCAGCCAGUCGCUGCGGGCGGUGGCGGCGGCGGCUGGGACAUGCCGGCCAUGGGCGGUUCCAAGACGCCCGCGUACAACCCCUACGCUGGCGACGGUGGCAAGACGCCGGCGUACAACCCUCUCGCCGACGGCGGCAAGACGCCCGCCUACAACCCGGCAAUGGAUGGCGGACGCACGCCGGCCUACAACCCGAUGGCCGACGGAGGGCGGACGCCGGCGUACAACCCGUACGCUGAUGGCGGGCGGACACCAGGCUACCUGCCCUAG